AUGUCUGCUUCAGUUCGAAUUCAUAGAAAAGUGUCUGGAAGAACGAAACGAAACCGGACCUAUGCAGUUCUAAAUUACUAUGACGUCCUUAGGCCAAAACUGAAAGCAAACAUGAGGUUUGAUCACUGCCGAAAAUCCAGCUCAAUCUCUCCAGUUAUUGUUGUGAUGCCUUAA
This is a messenger RNA of Prunus armeniaca (apricot), 174 nucleotides long. The record is from the annotation of a GenBank genome assembly. NCBI's taxonomy places the organism in Eukaryota, Viridiplantae, Streptophyta, Magnoliopsida, Rosales, Rosaceae.